AUGACUGAUACUACUUAUGCUACUGGUCCUUCUUUGUCAUUACACAUCGAGCUGAGCAAACAAGAUGAAUUGUACGACUUACAUACACAUUUAAUGGGGAUGGGAAAUGCUGAUUUCUGGAUAAACACGAUAUUACUGAAUGAAACAAUUCUACCUACCAAUAAACACUUCGAAGAUGAUGUUAUACGGAAGCGACUUGGGCCUUUGAUUUGGGAUAAAAACAGUAAUGCAUUUUAUGGAAGAGAACACGUGGCUACGGUGGUCUAUAACUUACGUGAAGAUCCCAAUGGACCUACGUAUAUUCCUGGUAGUGUGCACAAAGCUAUUUUUGACGAAUUACACAUUCAAGAAUUGGGUCGUGAGAUGGAUCAUCUUGGUAUAUCAUUCAAAGAAGACUUUUCGUACGAUGUUGUACUAAAGAGAGAGGAUUUGAAAAAAGCAUUUUCGCUAUCGAAUUCUAAUGCUGAUGUAGUUCAAGUGAUUCCAGAAGAAAGGUUAGGAGUAUAUGAACAGACGGAAUCUUAUAGAUCACCGUUCAAACACUGGAUUAUAUUUAAUGCUCGCAAGCAGAAAAUGGAGAUUGUGUGCGGUAUGACAGUCGAGGAACUUCGUAAACUGAUCGACGACGAAUCUGCCAUGGAACACAUUUAUAACCCAGUUCAGCGUGAUGCUCGUGCACAUAUCAUCAAUGCAUUUUCAAUGUGUAAUGAUGAUGGGACUUUGCCACGAUCGAUCGAUUACCAUUCAUUCCGUGGUCAAUUCACACCUGAAUUCUAUCCACGUCAUUUCGCAUUGAAAGAUUCUUUAUACGAACAGAGACUCGAUUUACUAGCAUUACUAUUACAACAUGUUCUGCAACGUUAUCAGACAUGUUCACCACCUGUAACAUAUUGUGAAUUUUCCGUCGGUGUUGGAGAUUUAUCAAAACCGUGGAUUUUUGAUAUAUUUAGUAGUUUCCCUUCGCAAAGCGACAUUAGCAAGUCUGAGGAACGUUCACAUCCUAUCUGUAGCACAUCUUUUGGAAAACUUAUACAAGAAUUUCCAUGGUUGAAACCGAAGUUUGCCCAUUGCGUGACAUAUCGAUUUCUUGCGGGGUUUAAUCGCCAAUGUAUUAAUUUGACAGAUGUUGACAAAAAUGAUGCAGCCAAUAGUAAUCCUGCCAAUAAUAAUCUUGCCAAUAAUGAUCUCGACGAUAAUGAAAUUAAGCAGUAUAAACAAGAAGAAGCCAUACAAUUGUUAGCUAAAGCACCACAAGAAGCCAUUCAUCGUAUGUUAAGUGAAAUUGUUAAAAGUAAGAAGCGUGAAUCUAGCACACGCUUUGAAUCUCUUGAAAAAGAAUUGAAGAAGUUAGAUGACAUCGAGAAGAAAUAUGCCAAUUUUUAUCAUUGGGUAGUUGGACUGGAUUUAUGUGGUGACGAAUUAGGUUACCCAUAUUGUCCUUUCGUAUCAACAAAAUUCAUCGAGCACGUAAAUAAAGUCCGUAACGCUAAUGAUGGUAACCCCAAUUAUGGACUGCGCAUCCACGGAGGUGAAAAUGUUGCUGCUGUUAAUUCUACUCUACCUGGUUAUCAUCUGUUUGUUUCAUAUAUGUAUAUCGUUGUUUUGAGUAUACAAUAUUUACAGCAAGAGCUAAAACAUGGUAUCCGUAUCUGUCAUGGCGUGGCAUUUGAUAUCAUUUUGAAUUACAACGAAGAAAAGGAAAACCAGAGCCAACGUAAAUCUUCUGUCUUAGUGGCAGAAAUGAAACGGAUAUUGAAAAAGAUUUUGAAAACAAUUCCACUUGAAGUGAACAUAACAAGUAAUUAUUAUUUGUUAGGUCAAUCAGUUCGUCGGGGAAAUGGGAAGAAAACACAUUCCUUAAAAACAUUUUUUGACUUUGGAAUACCGAUCGUUCUCUCGACAGAUAACGAUGGAAUAUGGCCAAUCUACCAAUGUAUUUUAAAGCAUGUCGGGCAUCAUUCAGUAGCUGCUGAGUUUUGCCGGGCCAUCUAUUCAGGUAUAAUCAUAAAUGAAGGAAAUUUAGGAAACGUGAUUAAAAAUUCAAAAACAUAUUGCUUUGAUAAAGAGCUUGGUACAUUACGCAAAACUGACAUGAAAAAAAAAGAACCAGAAGAAGAAUUUCAAAUUCCAAUGGUUGUUUUGCAUCCGAAAUUAAUUUCUUAUAUAAUGAAAACAUUUUACAAAGUUGCCCCAGUAAACGGGAACAACCCAUUUUACGAGUAUUGUAAGGCGAGAAACGGAGAAUCGACCGAUGAUAAAUACGAGCUGUCCGACGAAAAAUGCAUCUCACUGGCCCCUGUUGCUCUGGCCAUCACCUACCUAACUCAUUCCGAAUGGGCUCAACUAAAUAGCUGUAAACUGGAGUACGAUAUAAUGUUUGCAAAUUCACAGAAUAAUCAGAGCAAAAACUUUGAAACUGUUAGAAAAGAAUGCAAAAACAUAUAUAACAAGUUCAUGGAAGGAAAUGUCAUAAAUUUAACAGCUGAUCAUGACAUGACAAUCACAGAAGAUGGCAACUCAUUUACAAGUGUAAAAUUUAUGUCCAUACCACCGUCUAGUGAGAUUUCAACACUCAAACAGAUAGCUGAAAAAGUCACGCAGUCAGAGAGCAAAGUCUCAAUUAUAUUCGGUUUUUGUAGCACAUUAGAUAUAAAAGAAACUGUAAAAUACCUUUAA
Rotaria socialis is the source of this 2676-nucleotide messenger RNA. The record is from the annotation of a GenBank genome assembly. NCBI's taxonomy places the organism in Eukaryota, Metazoa, Rotifera, Eurotatoria, Philodinida, Philodinidae.